Molecule: messenger RNA, 2309 nt
Organism: Apis laboriosa (Himalayan honeybee)
Lineage: Eukaryota; Metazoa; Arthropoda; Insecta; Hymenoptera; Apidae
Product: endoplasmic reticulum lectin 1
Exons: 7
Coding region: 442-1977 (511 amino acids)
Biological process (GO): retrograde protein transport, ER to cytosol; endoplasmic reticulum unfolded protein response
Cellular component (GO): endoplasmic reticulum lumen
Source: RefSeq, a predicted model, not a curated record
UAUAUGUUUUUAUCAAGUAUUCUUCUUCCACUAUAUUUUAUAAAGCUGAACAACAUUGUAAUAAAAAAUGACCACGCAUGUUGUUCACGUGGUAUAAAAUUAUUGGUAUUUGGAUAUAAUUGGGGUUAAUCAAAGAACUAAAAAUUCUAUAAGUAUAGUGUCAACAUCGUAAGAAAAUCUUUUCAGAUAAAGUAGAAUAUUGAAACAAGUAGAGUAGAAUAUUUUAUACAUAAAAUAUAAAAUAUAAAUUAUUUUCAAAUUAAAUGUAUUCAUAUAAUAUAGUGUCUAUUAAAUAUAUAUGGACAAAUGUUUGUUAACCAUUAAGUUGUGAUACGAAACAUAAAUGACCUAACGUAGAUAUAUUGCUGUCGUCAUAAGUCCGAAGAUAUUUCAUAUAGACUUUGUCUAAAGAUAUGAUGAAAUAAUUGCAAUUUUAUUAAAAUGUGGAAAUACUGUGGUAUUUACAAUGUAUUGUGUAUUAUAAUUACUAUUGUAUAUGGACACGAUUUCAGAAGUUUCGAUGAUACAGUUCUUUUUAAAAUUAAUUGGCCAGGCAAAGGUGGCUCGGAUUUAUUAGAAUCUAGACAAAAUGUAGAACCUUAUAUUAUAACGACUGCAAAUAAGGAACGAUAUCAAUGCUUAAUUGUUGAUAAUUCAGAGCAAGAACAAGAUUAUAAUGAACCAUAUACUGGACCAAAUCCAACAGAAAUUUUAUCACUAUUAUUUAAACAAAACACUUGUUCUUAUAGAGUUGAAUCUUAUUGGUCAUAUGAAUUGUGCCAUGGACGAUAUGCACGUCAAUAUCAUGAAGAUAGAGAUGGAAAACAAGUAAAGACUCAAGAAUAUUAUUUGGGUAUUUUUGAUAAAUUACAAGAGGUAAAGUUUUUAGCUGAAUAUGCAGAAAAAGAAACACAUCCUACUAAAAAAGCAAAUAUACCAGUAAAAAAAGUUGAUGGAAUCAAUAUGCCAUAUGUUGAAAUUGAAAUGAUUGAUGGCACUGUUUGUGAUUUAACUAAUAAGCCAAGAAAGAUAAAAGUUUUGUAUGUUUGUUAUCAGCAUGGUAAACAUGAAUUAUUUUCAUUAGAAGAACCUUCUAGCUGUGAAUAUGAGGUUAUUGUCCUCUCUCCUUUGUUAUGUAGUCAUCCUGACUACAAACCUCAAGCUACAGGCGAAAAUGAAAUUAAUUGCCAUCCACUUGACAAUGCUCCAAAAAAGCCAAGAUCUCUUGUUGCAAUGGAAAUGGAAAGUCUAAAACUUCGAUAUCAAAAAGUAACGGAUGACAAGCUGCAGAAAGUCUAUGCAAUCUUCCAUGUAGAUAAGGAGGGCCAGGAUGGAGAAGCGCGUGUUAGAGUUGAAAUACAUCCCGUUGGGGUUAUUGAUAAACAUAAUAACAUUGAAGAUUCUAUAAAUUCAUUAACAGAUCAAGGUAUUAGCCCAGCGGAAGUAAGUCCAGUAAAGAACUUUUUAAGUGGAAAAAAUUGUUUACAUGGGGGCAAUGGAUGGUGGAAAUAUGAAUUUUGUUAUGGACGUUCUGUGGUUCAAUAUCAUAUUGAACGUGAUGGUAAAAAAACUAUAGUAAAUCUUGGUAAAUUCGAUAAGCAAAAACAUUUGGAAUGGAUUGCUGCACAUCCACAUAAAAAACCAAAGGCUCCAGAAUUACGGAAACAUCUUUCUCAUUUCUAUAGUGAUGGUACUAUUUGCGAUAAGACUGGCAAUCCGAGGCAAACGGAGGUGAAAUUAAAAUGCGUUGAAAGUCAUACAGCUAGUCCAUCCAGCGUUUCUCUAUUUCUACUUGAACCAAAAACAUGCGAGUAUGUUUUAGGUGUGGAAUCACCAUUGAUCUGUGAUAUUUUAGAAUACGCCGAUGAAAAUGGACUUCUUAGUGAAAAAUUUGAAGUGAAUUUUGAUAAAUUAAAGACAACUGCUUUCCAUGAAUACGACGAUUUGGAUGAAAGGAUAGCAAACGGAGACGAUUAAAAUAAUAUUCGAUUAAUAGAUAUUAGUUGUUAAAAAAAUUUUUUUUAAUGAUAAAAGUGACAGUAUUAGGGUGUUGGACAUUUGCAUUUCAGUUAUUAUAUAAAAAAUUUCAAAAAUUUUAUUUUUACAGACUCAGUUUAUAUCAACAUAAAAGCGUCAUGCAAAGUUUUCAGAUAUUUUACAAUAUAUAUGUAAGCAUAACAAUUCUUUAAAAUAUAUAAUGCGAUCGAUACAUUAUCGCAAAUUAUUGCGCGACGAAAAUUGUAACGUUUGCAAAAGUUUUUUCACUUUGUAAAAUUUUAAAAGAAAUAAUUACAAUCAUCUUAUGUUAA